AUUGCUGGCAACGGACGCGUCACGGCGAUGAUGGCCCCGCAGGAGCUGCCUUAUGAAACCAUUUCAGAGGGGAUAUGUGAGGCUCAGCACCUGCUAGAGUCAGGGAUCUAUAAAUGAGAAAUCCUGACUUUGUUUGAUGAUGGCUACUUUUUCUGAAUCUCUACUGUAAAUCACAUUUUGUACUCUUGAUAUCACUUGUUGCCGCCUUUGACUUCUCUUUCCCAGAACUCCAUCGCCAAAUUUUACCAAGAUGAGCGAAACCUCUCCCUCCUCCCCCGUCCUCGCCUCAACAGACACCAACCCGCCCAAAGGAGGACCUGGUCUCAACGCCUCCCUCUUCCUCGAACCUUCUCCCGCCUCUGCCCCUUCCGAAACCGAGGGCUGCCUUGCCGCCGACGAUGAUUUCGAUAGCGAUGAUGACAACGACAACAACAAGGUCACCAAAAGGUUCGGAAUCAGUGCCUCCCUGGUGAUGAUCACCCGCCUCAUCCUCUUCGUUCUCACCCUCGCCAACAUCAUCACCUGGGCCGUCGCCGGAAGACUUGGCAAUAACGGCUUUGUGGUGGUCAUCUUCGUUGAACUGAUCUUCAUGUUGAUCACGAACGGGUGCUUUAUCUUGAAGCUGGUGCGGGAGAACCGGCGCAGCAAUGUCCGUGGUCUUAACUUCAAGAUUCCUAGGAUCUCACUCGCGGUUGGAGACUGGUUCUGUGUCCUUGGCGGUAAGGACUUCUUGGGGCAGAAGUGGAUGGAUGGUGAUAAGAAGACGUGGAGAGUGAGACGCCUUCUUGUGAGGCUGUUUGGGGUGUUUAUCGAGUUGUAUUUUGGGAUAACGUUGAUCGUUUUUACGAAGUGCGCCUUCGACGAUGCUUGGUGGUACUACUUGAACAGCUGGCAAGCUCCUCUCAUCAUUGGAUAUGUUAUCGGAAGCUUCCAGCUUCUCGCCGUCAUCCUCGACCAGAUCAAGCCGCUUGGCCGGAGAACUACCAUCGAAAUCGCAUACCACAGUGAUGGACCUGUGCAAAAGGAUUAUUACAUUCAACUCCCCGUUGAGACCGAGGCCGAGGCAGGGAAUCCUCCGAUGUCCAUCGCCGCUUGAUUAUACGCCUCUAUACAUACGGUAAACAGGGACUUCUUCCACUGACUCGUCUGGGAUCUUGAAACUUUGCAACAGUGGUGAGGGAGCACAAGGUUGUGAGUUGGUAACUUUACGGACGAUGAACAGAAGCUAUUACACGGACGACAAUAUGCAAUGAAUAAAA
Molecule: messenger RNA, 1259 nt
Organism: Neurospora hispaniola
Lineage: Eukaryota; Fungi; Ascomycota; Sordariomycetes; Sordariales; Sordariaceae
Exons: 3
Coding region: 251-1096 (281 amino acids)
Source: RefSeq, a predicted model, not a curated record